This is a messenger RNA of Maudiozyma barnettii, 360 nucleotides long. RefSeq names its product 40S ribosomal protein uS10 (gene RPS20). Gene Ontology annotation, cellular component: ribosome; cytosolic small ribosomal subunit. The transcript has a single exon. Lineage: Eukaryota; Fungi; Ascomycota; Saccharomycetes; Saccharomycetales; Saccharomycetaceae. Gene Ontology annotation, molecular function: structural constituent of ribosome. Gene Ontology annotation, biological process: translation. The record is from RefSeq and is a predicted model, not a curated record. Bases 1 to 360 code for a protein of 119 amino acids.
AUGUCUGACUUCAAGAAGGAAAACGUCGAGGAACAAGAACAACCUCAAAUCAUCAAGAUUAGAAUUACUCUAACCUCCACCAAGGUUAAGCAAUUGGAAAAUGUUUCUUCUAACAUCAUCAGAAACGCUGAACAACACAAGUUGAUCAAGAAGGGUCCAGUUAGACUACCAACCAAGGUCCUAAAGAUCUCCACCAGAAAGACUCCAAAUGGUGAAGGUUCCAAGACCUGGGAAACCUACGAAAUGAGAAUCCACAAGAGAUACAUCGACUUGGAAGCUCCAGUUCACAUUGUUAAGAGAAUCACCCAAAUCACCAUUGAACCUGGUGUGGAUGUCGAAGUCGUCGUUGCCUCCAACUAA